AUGUUAAAAUGUGUAUUUAAGACGAUAGCGCUUUUGUCGGUGUUGACCAAGGCUCAAUUUGAGCAAGAACUUUCUCAAUGCCAGGAGCUUGAGGCUAAGAUGGAAGGUUUAGAUCUUUCCAAAUGUUCUGUUGGCUUGGAGGAAUGUAUCUUGGGUGCGUUUGAUGCUGGAGCUCAAGGAUGUAAUUCAUGCAUUAAGGUUUCUGGUGAUUUCCAACAGGAGUCCAAUUGUGGGUGCAUUGAGUGCAUUGUUUCUGCUUUGAACUCCAAGUGCUUGGCCUCUCAUUGUGUGGCUGAUGGUAAGAACACGGUUAUUCUAAAAAAAAUGAACGAACAAUUGCACAAAAGUAAUGGGUUAUCAAACGCUGGUACAGGUGCUGGAGCGGCUGCUGCUAACAGCCAUGAACUUCACUAUUUCGUUGACGAGAAAAAUGACCAGAUUCUCAGACCUUUGCUUAACCUAGAGAAGAAGCGUUUAAUUCAAAAUUUCUUGGUUGGAGCCAAGUAUCACUUUGGAAGUGGUUCCGCAUUGCAAAAGAGAGGCUUCCCUUGCGAUAAAGUAGACUGUGCUAAAUUAGACAAAAUUCUUCCACAAGGAGAUCAGGUUUACGACGCUUCUUUCUGGGAUAGCUUGAAAUCAAAGAAGGGCGGUAAAGGAAAAGAGGACGACAAAGAAGAUGAUAAAGAAGAUGAACCUUCUUCUACGACGUGUACCUCUGAACCUGUUGAAACAACAAAAGAUGAUGAUGAUUCUGAAGAGAAGGUUAUAACUAAUGUUCUUGAGUGUGACGAAGGUUGUACUACAACUUAUGUUGCAACCUCUUAUAAACCAAAGAAGAAGCUCAUGACUACUUGGAAACCAGUUGAAGUCACUAUUACCGAAACUUUACCCGCUGGAAAGGGUAAAGGAAAGGUGGUUACCAAAACUGAGACUGAGACUGCAACGGCUACUGAGACCGAGACUGAGCUUGCAGUCGAAACGAAAACUAAAACGCAAACUGCCACUUCAACUACCACUGCCACUCAAAAAACUACUGAAACAAAAACACAUAAUGAUGUCAAAACAAAGACACAUACGAAAUGGGAGAAAUAUCUUAAUGUAACUUUGACAGAAACUGAAGAAAAGCCUCUCACUAAAACUGUAUUUAAACAUUCUAAGACUACAGUAACUGAAACUAAUGUUGAAGAGAAAACUAAGACCAGAUUUAAACAUGAUGUGACAACUGUUACUGAAACAGAUUUCGAAGUAACCACUAAAACUAAGUUCAAGCAUGAUGUAACCACUUUCACUGAAACGGAAUUGGAGGAAACGACUAAGACGGUUAAAGUUGCCAAGGUGACAACGACGGAAUGGAAGAAGAAGGUGAAGUUAGAAACUUCCACAACUACAACCACUCAAGGUCAGCUUAUUCCAACAACUGCCACAGUUACCAGUAUUGUAGUAAGUUUGAUUACAGUGACCGCUGCUGCGCCAGCUAACCAAGCCGCAGCUACUAGGGCAAGAUUACCAGCAUUGUCAGGAAUUGGUUUUGGCGUUUUCAAUGCUGAAAAUGGUACCCAAACUGACUACAUUACGGGUUACUCAACCUCAGAAAACUGGGGUGGUGCCAACAAGACCUCUACUGAGCUUCCUGCAUCUACGUCUUGUGACGAUGACAUCAAAAACGGUACGCUAGAAAAUGGCAAUGACUCCAAAUCAUCUAAAGAUGGUACUUUCGAGUCAUCUUCCUCAACAAACACUAAUGCUACCAAAUCUUGGGUCAUCUCUUGUAUUGCCGCAUUGGCUGGUAUCGUUUUUGUGUUUGCCAUUUCUGAAGACCGUGGAAAUGCAGCCGGUGUUCAAGAAAUGAUCAAUGCACAGGGCUUCAAUCCAAGUGACAGCGACGGCGACGAGGAUGAAGACGAUGAAGACAAAUACGACACUAGUAACGAAGGUGCGGAAUACAGUAGCUCAAAGAGAGCCGCCUAUUCGGCAGGCAAACAUGAUGUUCUUGAGUUCGAAGCGGAUGAACUGAUUGACUCAGAUAUUCGUCAGUUGCUAAAUGCAUCUAUUCCAAGCGUGAAUGAGACAAAGGAGCAUUUAGCAACACGUUUAGUUGAUGAUCCAAUUAAGGGUAUUGCUGUUGUAUAA
Kluyveromyces marxianus DMKU3-1042 is the source of this 2130-nucleotide messenger RNA. RefSeq lists its product as uncharacterized. The transcript has a single exon. Lineage: Eukaryota; Fungi; Ascomycota; Saccharomycetes; Saccharomycetales; Saccharomycetaceae. Bases 1 to 2130 code for a protein of 709 amino acids. The record is from RefSeq and is a predicted model, not a curated record.